Messenger RNA from Hemisphaericaspora subhashii, 903 nucleotides. RefSeq lists its product as uncharacterized. The coding region runs from base 1 to 903 and encodes 300 amino acids. The transcript has a single exon. The record is from RefSeq and is a predicted model, not a curated record. Lineage: Eukaryota; Fungi; Ascomycota; Pichiomycetes; Serinales; Debaryomycetaceae.
AUGACCAGCUAUCUAGUCCUACUAAUACUACUAAAUAUAGUCAUCUGCAGCCAUGAACCAGUAGCACCACCUCCUCCCAAUCUAGCCCCUCCCACCAUAGUCAUUGAUCUAGAUGAACCCCAACAUCUCACAGACAUCUCCUACCAUACCCUCGAAUCAUUCUCCCCCACCAAAUUCAUCAAAAUCAUAUCGAAAAAUCCCAAAUCAGUAAUAUCAAUCCUGUCCAAGCGCACCACCAUCGUUCCCUAUGACGACGUCCUAAUCAACCCCGACUCCCUAUCCAAACUCUCCUACCUCGAGAUCAAACACUCCAACACCACCCUCACGAGACUAAACCAUGCUAUACCACUCACACCCUGUUUAGACACAUUUUCAUUCAAUGGAAAAGGACAAGGAACGAUUAAACUCACCAAUCGAAUCCAAGUCCAGGCACAGGUCUCUUUGGGAAUUGGUGGAGAUAUUGGAUUGGGGACAUAUGUGAACCUAACUUCGAUUAGACUUUCUAUGGGGAGUAAAGUGCUGGAAAAAGUGGCGAAGGCGAGAUUGUUGGAUAUGACGGUUGCGUGUACCACUAGUGAGAAUUGGACUACUAGGAUAUUUACAUAUUUGCCAAUUAUCGAGACUGAUGUGUAUGCGAGGAGAUUGGUCUGGGAUAAGGAGACGGGGGAGGUUGAGUUUGAUGAGGAUGAGGAGGAUGAGGAUGAGGAGGAUGAGGAUGAUGGUGACGAGGAGGAAGGUGAAAUUCUGGGGAUGGUUCGGAUUGGGAGAAAGAGGAUGUUGAGUAAUGGGUUGGUGAAAACGCUUUGUAAGAGAGGAACAGAAAAAGAGAUGGGAUGUUAUAUGGAAGAUGAGAAGGUGUAUACUGAUGAAUAUGGGAAUCAAUUCAGUUGGUCAGAUGUUUAG